This is a messenger RNA of Quercus robur (English oak), 462 nucleotides long. RefSeq lists its product as uncharacterized. The transcript has a single exon. Lineage: Eukaryota; Viridiplantae; Streptophyta; Magnoliopsida; Fagales; Fagaceae. The coding region runs from base 1 to 462 and encodes 153 amino acids. Gene Ontology annotation, molecular function: nucleic acid binding; RNA-DNA hybrid ribonuclease activity. The record is from RefSeq and is a predicted model, not a curated record.
AUGAUAGAGCUGAUGGAGUAUUUGUUGAGUAGACUUUCUGUGCAGGAGAUGGAGUUGUUCUUAGUUCAGGUGUGGAUAAUUUGGAAUCAACGAAACAAGUUGCUGCAUGGGGGAAAGUUUCAAGAUCCAAACAUGUUAUGCAGGAGAGCUGUGGAGUACCUGGAGGAAUUUCGGAAUUCUCAAGGAAAUUUGCGUGUUGAUGGUGUGGUGCAUUCAGUUGGUGACGUGUGGAAACCACCUCCAACUUUGGUUUUCAAAUUAAAUUUUGAUGCAGCAGUGUUUUUGGAAGCUAAACAGACUGGAUUUGGUGCCAUUAUACGAAAUGAUAAGGGUGAGGUUAUGGCAGCGAUGUCAGCAGGAGGACCACCAAUGAGUAGCAGCGAAGAAGCGGAGCUGUUAACGUGCAGGAAGGCAGUAGAGUUUGCCACUGAUGCUGGCUUUACUGAGCUUGUGAUCGAAUGA